UCUCUUAGCCGGUGGAACGUGGAACUUCGUGUCACUUCGUGCAAGCUUUUAUUUCAUUGUCGGUCGAACGGGCGGCGUGUAUCCGGACGAUUUAGAUAUCCGGAUUGAUUCGGACUAAUUUGAUAUUCGGAUUGAACGGACGAUUAAUCCGGACUCUUCGCAUCACUAGUUAUGCGUCAAAAAACCAAAACAAACAUUGUCUUCCUAAGUUCAUAAGCACUUUUUAAAAUAGCUUAUAUAGUUUUUAUUAUUUAUAUCAAUAUUAUUAAACACUCUUUAUCACAAACAAAUUGCCAUAAUUAUGGGCGUUACCGUAUUAACCCAAUUCCCUAUUGAAAAGUUAUCUGGGCCCCAAACCAUAGAAAUCCUGAAUAAACGAAUUAUGGCCCUUGGAGCAGUGCCUUCCGCACAAUUUUUAGUUGACUGUGAAACUUACGUUUCUGUGCCCACUUUGGGUCACCAGAGAACUGUCCAUGUACUUCACAAUUCUGAACAACCAGCUACUGUGUUUUCACUGCUUGAUACUGGUACCAAAAUAAUUCCACUAGCAACAGAUGGCUUAUUUGACCUACUAAUGAUGAAAAUGUCAAGCUUCUACCAAUCAAAAAAGCAAACCAAGGCCGAAUCCAAAGGGCCAAGGUAUGAAAUAGGAGACUUCUGUGUUAAACUUGGAACAGUAACAGUAAGUGCAAAUUUUAAAGGCAUUUUAGUGGAGGUUGAGUAUAAACCGUGUGUAGUGCCCGCCAUGUGCUGGGAGCUUAUGAUGGAGUUUAUGCAAGGUUUUUUGGGAUCAGCGGGUCCCACGGCUCCCCCGUCAUUUCUUCAAAACAGGAUGCAGGAUAUUUAUUCACCUAUAGACACUAUUCAACAGUAUUUGGAACACUUUACACACUUUAGAAAAUCUACUAUUGCAACUCCUAAUAUGAUGAUGAGGCCACAGUAAGAAGUGCUUGGAAGUUUUUGUGAGUUUGUUGGUCAUUAAAAUAAGUAUCGACGAUCUUUCUAUUUGUUUUCUAUUUUUGCACUCUGAUUAUUACAUAUUUAUGUAAAUUUAUGUAAAUUUUGUGCUAGAUCUAUAAUAUAAGGAAACAUCUUUAUUUAGGUACAUAAACUAAGAGACUUAAUUAAGUGUAUUUUAUAUUUUUGUAAAAAUAAAUUAAUUAUAUUUUAAAGCA
This is a messenger RNA of Anthonomus grandis grandis, 1175 nucleotides long. It is a transcript of the gene MED20, whose product is annotated as mediator of RNA polymerase II transcription subunit 20. The transcript is spliced from 2 exons. The record is from RefSeq and is a predicted model, not a curated record. Gene Ontology annotation, biological process: regulation of transcription by RNA polymerase II. Gene Ontology annotation, cellular component: mediator complex. Gene Ontology annotation, molecular function: transcription coactivator activity. NCBI's taxonomy places the organism in Eukaryota, Metazoa, Arthropoda, Insecta, Coleoptera, Curculionidae. Bases 302 to 943 code for a protein of 213 amino acids.